AUGACCUCAACCAAGCUCACCAAAGCGCUCACCACGCUUGCGCACAUCGGACUGGCCGCCACGCUCAUCGUCCUGCAGAAGAGGUCGAUGGGCACCUCAAUCAUCGCCGCCAGCCUCACUGGCCUACACAAUGGAAUGUUGUUGGGGGUAGUCGGGCCUCGUCAAGGCCAGCUACGCUGGUGGUGGGUGCCAGACCCUGCACAUGAGCCAUCCGGAGUGCUGCUGUUCCUCAUAGUUGGCAUUGCCGAGUUCCUCGCCGUCGGCGUGGUAGGCUACGAGCCCGCAUUCAGGGAUGCAUACGGCGAGCGGUCCGUCGUCGACCGGUUGUGGCUGUGCUUCGUGCUGAUCACAACCGUCGGCUAUGGUCACUCGUACACGCCUCCGACGCCCAUCGACCGCUGCUUCACUAUGGUGUGGGCCCUUUAUGGACUCUUCAUUUUCGGCGCGAGCAGCGGCGUGCUGGUGGAGGCCUCCGGGACCUGUUGCGCAAUUUGA
Molecule: messenger RNA, 495 nt
Organism: Emiliania huxleyi CCMP1516
Lineage: Eukaryota; Haptophyta; Isochrysidales; Noelaerhabdaceae
Exons: 1
Coding region: 1-495 (164 amino acids)
Source: RefSeq, a predicted model, not a curated record